AUGAGCCUGAGCCCUAGUGGCAGCGGUGCCAACGCGCCAAGUUACGCCGGUCAUGCCGGUCACCCAGGCCACCCAAGCCUUGCCAACCAUGCCAUCCACCCUAACCAGGGCAGCCUCGAUCCCACCAACACCCACGUGUACAGGGAGGCGCUCCCCGGAAGAACCCCCCUCAAUGCGGAUCUGGACAGUAAAAAAAAGGAGGAGCAGUUUAAGAGUAUUACCCACUUUGCCAAGUACCUCUUCUUCAUCGCGAAAAAAAUUGCCUACGAGGAUAACCACGGGUUCAGAGGAACCACCACGCACCAAAAUACAAACGACGAAUUGAAGAAGGCACUUGUGAAACACCUGAUCUAUAAGCUGAACAAAAUUCUCUCCUCACUCAUAAACUUCAACGUCCUCCAAUACAAUGAAAACGUUAAUGUAAAACAGGAGGUGGAAUACCUGUGUCUAAAAAACAGUAACAUCACUCUUAACAAGAUAAGAUUAAUGUUAAGCAAAUUGGAAAACAGUGGGACCAACUACAGAUACGUCUUGUAUAUCCUGUUGAAGCUGCAUAGCUUCGAUGAACAGAAUGGUGUGCAGGGUUCCUCUGUAUUUGUCGGUCAGGCCUCCCCCCCAGGUGGGGACAACCCUUCCGUAGCAAAUGCCGUGAGAAAUGUGAACCCCUCUCAGGGGACAAUACAACCUGAGAGACGCGAAAACGGCUCCCCCCCCGAGGGAGACAGUCAUAGGUAUGCCCACAACAGGGUACCUACAAACGUGGGUGUAAGUCAAAGAAAGGAAGACCCCUACAAGGAGGAACAGGGAUCCAAGUUGGUAGACACAAACGGGGGGAGGCUGCAACAGCAAAGUGGGCAUGAUGGGAAGAGGUACUUCCAGGCCACACAGGAUCGGAACAGGCACCUCCAACCCACCCCCCCAGAGGGACAACCGCACAAUCAACGCACGCAAGAUGGAGGCCAGUUCAGGCUGUCCAUUCAGGGACAACCCGGUCGGAGUGACCCCCGUAGUGACCCCCCUCGUGACCCCCUCUGCGAAAAAAACUUCAUAAACAAGAGCCUCUACGCAACGAUCAUUCUAAACAACAAAUUUAACAACCUAGACGUGGAGGAAACCCUACUCAUGAAGGAUCUGAUCUACCCCCUGCAAGGAAUGAGUGGCCAGUACAUAAAGUAUGACAAGGCAGACCGUUGCUUCUAUGUCUGCAACCGGAAAGUCAGUAUCGGUAUGCACCACCUGGUGAACAAUAUAAGUAGUGUGGGUCUACACUUCCGACGGAUUAAGAAGAUUGUUGGCGUUUCCGCUUCAGAGGGAGGUGCCACAGGGGAGGACGCUCACAGUGAUGCAGACGAUUGGGGGGACCUCACCGAUGGGGGGGACAACAACCACCACCACGAUCCAGACGAAAGGCGCCAUUCUAACCAACCCCGCAGGAAAGGCAGUCUAGUCAUCGACGCGCUGCACCAAAUAGUACGCGAAUACAUCAACGAAUAUUACAAGCUACUCUCCUACCUUGAAAGUGACAUAAACGAACACAUCCAUAAAAAUACAGUCUACGUCGGGGUUAAGAAAUUACAGCUGCGUCUGCAAGAAUCGUAUAAGAUAAUGCGGGUUCUAACAAACGUCGUGGAUGAGUCCCGCAGAAGCACCGGUUGCAACUUUCUCUCCUUCCUCUACUCAAAGUCCCAAACGUACGAUUAUGAAGAGCAGAAAAUAUACCGAGCAAUUCUACAGAGGUGUCUAAAGCCAAUAAACGCUAUUCUAAAACAAUGGGUAGAUAACGGUACGUUGAAGGAUAAGUACCACGAAACGUUCAUCUCGACGAAUAAGAACGUCCCAUCGGAGAAGGUAUGGUGUUACAAAUUCUGCCUGAACAGCAAUAACAUUCCUCUUUUUUUAAGUGUCAGUACGGCGAAACGGAUUCUCCUGACUGGGAAAAGCGUGCACCUGCUGAACACCUUCGGGGGGGAAGGCACCCACUUCGACGAACCAACCGGGAAGACGAAUCCACACCAACAGUCGGAAAGGAACCAGUCGGCCAACCAACUUCCCCACAGAAUGGAUCUGCACAAUAUGCCGACAGAUGAAUCACCCCCGCCAGGCGAAGUGGACGUAUUUUCCAUUCGUGAUGUGAACACCUACGUGGAAAACAUCGAUCGGUAUGUAAAGAAGCUUUGCAUGCGAAAGAACAAGCGGCUGAUUGCCAUGCUGGUGAACAAAUACGGGCUGUAUGAGCACUUCAAGGCGUUCCGGCACUUCCUCCUUCUCGUGGAUGGAGAUUUCUUCGAAACGAUAUUCGAUAACAUGAAAACGGACCUAUACAUGGAUGCAGAGGAGCUCAAACGGCACUACCUAAACAGUAAGUUGGACCUCUGCAUAAAGUCCUCCUCCUUAUUCACCUCCAAUCAGAGAAUUCUUAACAAAUUAAUACUUGAUAAGUUCCAAGUAAAGAGAGGAGACAUCGGGUGGGACGUCCUCGUCUUUGACUUCCUAGUCGAAAAACCGUUAGACAUUAUUUUCACGCAAAGAGUGAGGAGCAUCUACAAGACCAUUAAUGUUCUCCUAAUAAAGCUAAAAAAAAUACACUACGAAUUGGCAAACAUCUGGUAUCUAUUCACCCACUUAUUUAAAAUUAUGAGCGUAGUUUGUUACAACAAUGUGUUCAUUUAUUGCAAUAUAAUGCGGAAUGAGAUGUUCCACUUCAUCCAGAACCUACUCUCCUACUUCUACUACGACGUCAUCGAUAUGAACUGGAGGGAAUUCAAGAACGUCAUAUUCAACUGCAAUGACUUGGACCGACUAAUACAUGAGCACUACCAGUAUAUAAGUCAGAUACAGUUCGACCUCUUUCUUGGGAACACCGUGGAUGGUGGGGGGGUACAAAAUCAUCCUAUCCCCCCCUCGUCUGUAUCUUCUUCGACUUCAUCGAUCCUUUCAGAUGUGGACUCCACUUCGGAUGGCUACUUGAACAGCUCGUUCGGAUCCCCACCCCCUGGAGGUGCAACUGACUUUGUCUAUGCGCCUUCACAUUUGGGUGAACCAUCUGGCAAGUUCGUUCCCCUUCCUGGGGGAAUUCCCCACCCGUCUAGCAAAAACGCCGAAGCGAGUUAUUACACAGAUGCAGUUCCCCAGACGGGUUCAACAAACAAUAGAACCCACAACGUGGAUAGCGAAACGCAUCUCUGCAUGUAUAGAAUCCUGGAUAUCAUAACUCGCUUUAUCAAUCUCACCAGUGCGCUCAUCUCUUCCGUCUGUGAAGGCUACUCAGAGAUAAAACAACUCACAGAUACCAAGAAGGAUGACAGAACCCAUACAGACAACGACAUUGACUACGUCAACAAUUUUAUUAACACUAAGAUCAUUGGAGAGAAGACCAUUCGGGACCUUAAGGUCCUCCUCAAAUAUUACAGAAACUACAUCUACAAGUUUAUUUGUCUCCUCCUAAGUGACAACAAGUCCCUCUGUGCACACUCCCGUGUCUCCAAACGGGACAAACUAAACUCCCACCGCCUCCUCGCCGCCCGCCUCGAUUUCAACCUCUACUACGUCAACAUUUCCAAACUCAUGGAUGGCGCCUCCCCCAAGCUGAACAUCUCCAACCAGAUUAAGAUGAUCAACCGGGGGCAGCCCACUAAGCCGCAAAUCGGAUAA
Molecule: messenger RNA, 3651 nt
Organism: Plasmodium coatneyi
Lineage: Eukaryota; Apicomplexa; Aconoidasida; Haemosporida; Plasmodiidae
Product: Gamma-tubulin complex subunit
Exons: 1
Coding region: 1-3651 (1216 amino acids)
Biological process (GO): spindle assembly; meiotic cell cycle; mitotic cell cycle
Cellular component (GO): centrosome; spindle pole; gamma-tubulin small complex
Molecular function (GO): microtubule minus-end binding; gamma-tubulin binding
Source: RefSeq, a predicted model, not a curated record